Messenger RNA from Camelina sativa (false flax), 3465 nucleotides. RefSeq names its product replication protein A 70 kDa DNA-binding subunit C-like. Gene Ontology annotation, biological process: double-strand break repair via homologous recombination; telomere maintenance via telomerase; DNA replication. Gene Ontology annotation, cellular component: DNA replication factor A complex; nucleus. Gene Ontology annotation, molecular function: single-stranded telomeric DNA binding; damaged DNA binding; zinc ion binding. The record is from RefSeq and is a predicted model, not a curated record. NCBI's taxonomy places the organism in Eukaryota, Viridiplantae, Streptophyta, Magnoliopsida, Brassicales, Brassicaceae.
UCAAAAAUUAUAAACUCUCCUAAAUUAUAAUAACUUUGUACAUUUACAUUCGAAAUCUGCAUAUAAUUGAAAAAUUGUAUUUUAAUUUUGGGGGCUUUUAUGUAGUUUUGGGGGUUAUUCGCAAAUCACAUAAAAGCUAAGACCCCGAUAUGUUAAUUGUCCAAAACCCACGAAAGCGUUCUAGUUUUCCCUCUCAAAAAGCUCCCACCUUUAGGGUUCCUCAAUCAAUCAUUUAGAAAUCCCUAAUUCAAUCGUCUAAUUAGGUUUUCAAUUCCAAUUCCCAUCCAAAAAUCUCCUCUUUCACCUUCUCAAUUUCUUGGAUCAAACCCAUUUUUCUCCACAGUGCGAAAUCGAGGUUAAUUGGGUCGGGGGAGGGUAAAAACACGAUGGCGGUGAACCUGACGGCGGAAGCGAUAGCGAAGAUGUUGAAUGGAGAAGUGACAAGUGAGACUGAUAUGACGCCAGUGCUGCAAGUUACAGAGUUGAAGAUGAUUCAGACCAAGCUUAAUCAGAAUCAUGAAUCAAGCAAUCGAUACAAGAUUACUUUAUCCGAUGGGAUCCUCUGGCAACAAGGCAUGCUUAAUACUUCAUUGAACAGUCUCGUUAUACAAGGCAGUAUUCAAUUUGGUUCGAUUGUGAAACUCACUCGUUUCGUCUGUAAUCAAGUCCAGUCUCGAAGGAUCGUUGUUGUUGCGGAUGUGGAGAUUCUUGUGGAGAAAUGCGAUAUUAUUGGCCCUCGUGUACAAUCUGGGAAGCCUAAUGAACCUGGCCAAAGCUCAGUGUUUGAUCAACAACGUGGUGGAUUGGGAUCUGUAAACACACAACAAAGCAAUGGUGGUGGCUUUGAGCAGCAACAAGCUAGAAGGACUGAUUUGAAUGGUGGGAGAUAUGGUGCAUCUGCUAAUUCACCUCAACCUCAAGUUGUUCAUAACAAUCCUGACGCUGUGAGAUAUGGUGUAUCUGCUAAUUUACCUCAGCCUCAAGUUGUUCAUAAUAGUUCUGACGCUGGGAGAUAUGGUUUACCGGCUAAUUCACCUCAGCCUCAUCAAGUUGGUCAUAACAGUUCUGACGCCGGGAAAUAUGGUGCUAAUUUAGCUCAGCCUCAAGUUGGUCAUAACAGUUCUGACGCUGGGAGAUAUGGUCUACCGGCUAGUUCACCUCAGCCUCAAGUUGGUCAUAACAGUUCUGACGCUGGGAGAUAUGGUCUACCGGCUAGUUCACCUCAGCCUCAAGUUGGUCAUAACAGUUCUGACGCUGGGAGAUAUGGUCUACCGGCUAGUUCACCUCAGCCUCAAGUUGGUCAAAGAUAUGGUACUGGUUCUGGUUAUCCAGAAACAUCACCUUCCAGUAGGCCAUAUGGGAGCUCAAAUGCAGGUUAUGGGGGCUCUAGGUUAGAGCAACCUCGGGCACCUGCAACAACCGCUUAUUCCCGACCAGUUCAAUCGAGUUACCAGCCACAGCCACCACCGAUGUAUGUUAACAGGGGACCUGUGGCUAGGAACGAAGCUCCCCCGAGGAUAACUCCGAUUGCUGCUCUUAAUCCUUACCAGGGUCGGUGGACCAUCAAGGUCAGGGUAUCGUGUAAGGGAGCACUGAGGCGUUUUAGUAAUCCGCGUGGAGAAGGGAAAUUGUUCAAUUUUGAUCUCCUUGACUCUGGUGGUGGGGAAAUACGGGUGACUUGUUUCAAUGAUGUGGUUGAUCAGUUCUUUGACCAGAUUGUAGUUGGUAAUGUGUAUCUGAUUUCAAGGGGGAGUUUGAAACCUGCUCAGAAGAACUUCAAUCAUCUUCAAAAUGAUUAUGAAAUACAUUUAGACUCUGCAUCAACGAUACAGCAAUGCUAUGAAGAUGAUCCUACCAUUCCACGCCAUCAGUUCCAUUUUCGUAACGUUGGUGAUAUUGAAAACAUGGAGAGCAACAGCAUAACUGAUCUUAUUGGUAUCGUUUCGUCUAUCAAUCCGGCAGUAUCCAUUAUGCGGAAAAACCAAACUGAGGUACUUAAAAGGGCACUUCAGUUAAAGGAUAUGUCAGGCAGAAGUGUCGAGUUUACCAUGUGGGGUGAUUUCUGCAAUGCGGAAGGACAGAAAUUACAAAUGCUUUGUGAUUCUGGGGCAUCCCCGGUUCUUGCUGUGAAGGCAGGCAGGAUCAGUGAAUUCAACGGGAAGCAAGUGAGCACCAUUGGAUCAAGUCAGUUGUUCAUAGAGCCAGAUUUCCCUGAAGCCAGAGAAUUAAGAGAAUGGUAUGAGAGAGAAGGAAGAAACGCUCAUUUUACCUCCAUAUCAAGAGAGUUUACUGGUGCUGGCAGACAAGAACUUCGCAAGGUAAUUACUCAGAUCAAGGACGACAAGCUAGGGACCUCAGAGAAGCCAGACUGGAUCACAGUCUGUGCCACCAUUUCAUUCAUGAAGGUUGAAAAUUUCUGCUACACGGCUUGUCCUAUCAUGAAUGGAGAUCGUCCGUGCAGCAAAAAAGUCACAAAUAAUGGAGAUGGGACAUGGCGUUGUGAGAAGUGUGACAAAUCUGUGGAAGAAUGUGACUACAGGUAUAUAUUGCAGAUCCAGUUACAGGACCAUACUGGUCUAACCUGGGCCACAGCAUUCCAGGAAGCUGGUGAGGAGAUAAUGGGAAUAUCUGCGAAAGAUUUGUAUUAUAUCAAGUAUGAACAUCAGGAGGAGGAGAAAUUCGAAGAUAUCAUCCGCAGUUUUACUUUCUCCAAGUACAUUUUUAAGCUGAAGAUUAAAGAAGAAACUUAUAGCGACGAGCAACGGGUUAAAGCAACUGUUGUGAAAGCUGAAAAGAUUAACUAUUCUUCAGAUACCAGGUUCAUGCUAGAGGCAAUGGAUAAACUCAGGACAGGAGAUGCAAAUUCUCUUCCUGUAAAGCUAGAGAGUUCCAACUACAGGUCUGAUGCAUUGAACUCCGGUAUUGGAACCUCGGGAACUAGAGAGACCGCAUCAGUGGACGCACGCAGAGAUUUUGGAUUACCUGCAGCAAACCAAGUGGGUCAAUAUGGAAAUCAGUAUGCAGGGCCUAUCAACGGUAUUACUAGCUGUAACGCUUGUGGUAGCAAUGGUCAUGUUUCUGCAAACUGCCCAAGCCUUAUGAGCGAGCCACAAGGACAAUACACACAAGGAAGAUACACAGGAGGUGGCACGCCAAGGCAACAUGUUGGCGGCUACUGAAAACCUCUAGUGACUAUUUCACAUCAUGGUCAUCAUCAUCUGGAUACAAAGGUACUAAGGUCAGAGGCUGUUUUGACCGUUUAAGUGUACUCAUCUACAUUGGAUGUUUGAGUUCCGUUUUUGUGGGUCUUAGUCUAUUUUUUCUCUGUUUGCCAAUUGAACUCUGAAGAUGUUGGUGCUAAUGGUUCUUUUGUGUUUUUGUUUUCUUUGUAUAAAUCUCAUUAAUAUUUUAGAUAUGGUAACGUUUCUGUGCUCAAUAUCAGAUUCAAAUAAAGUCGGUAAGUUU